UCUCUCUCUCUGUCUCUAUCUAUUCAAGGGAUCUUGCUCCCUGAUCCUUUCUCCUGUUCUUUCCUUUUCCUUCUUUUUUUUUUCUCCUCCUUCUUCCCUUCUUUCCCCUCGACUGCUUUCUACAUUGUAUCCUUGCAGGGGGUCGGUUAUCGUUGUAGCGCAGGGUCCGCCUUCGUUCCUUAUCUGUGCCAAACCCUUUGACUUUCCCCAUUCUCACUCUACAGCGUACUCUCAAGCUUCUUCGCCCUGCCUUGACCCCCAGCAAACUGGGAUCUGCUGAAAGAAUUUCUUCAUACCCUUGAUGGCCUGGACACUUGCAAGCAUUUUCUCGACGAAGACCUUCGACCAUGGUUUACAACGCCGUCUCGCAAGCCGACCACGAGGUCGUUUCCAAUGCGAGCGAUUCUGAUGAUCAGCAUUCCCGCAGUUCUUCCCUUCAUUCCCAGCACCAUGAUGCUGCUUUCCAACAACUGCCCUUGGACGUGGAUCAUAUCGGGGCUGGUAGCUAUCUGCAACCUGCCAAGUCAGCGGAAAGCUCCAGCAUCGGCGGUUUAGGCUCGAUGAUCCGGUCGAUCACCUCAACAAGCUACGACAUGGUUGAAGACGAUGACUACGAACUACCCGCCGAUCCCUCCUCCUCCUCCUCCGCCGCCCAAAGUCCCAGGAAUCCCCGUCGUGUGCCUCCGCUUGACACUACCGCAACCACUGUCGACUCUUCCCCUUCCGAAGCGCCGCUCCGAAGCCCCAUCUCCGGUGAACCCAUCCCUCUCAACCAUCCAACCCCCGGUCUACAGUCUCUGCAAGGAGCUUAUAUCAAUAAUGUGGAACGUCUGGAGCGGAGUGCCGAACGCAUGAGUAUGAGUUCGACCAAUAUUGGGGACGAGAUCCGCAAGUUGGACCUGGAGCAAAAGCGGAGGUCAAGUGGCUCUUCCGUCUACACGAACAAUCAAGACGGGUUGAAGCCCAGCCUGUCGUCCCGUCACGGCUCCAUCCAGUCGGCUUCGCGUCUCGCUCAGGUUUCUGAGCAUUCUGAUGUGCCGUACCCUGCCUCGACCAACCCCACGCCCGUCAUGCCGUAUCUUCCCCCUCCCCCGUCCGCGCCCGCUCGGGGAGAACUUCGUCUGGUCGACCAUGAACAUUACAAUCACCUGCUCGCUGAAGAGCUUGAGCGUCCCUGCACUGCAGCUUCGACCGACACUUACCAACAAGCGCGAGUCUUGUUUACCGACUUCGAUGGCGUGCAUUAUGUUCCCUCGGAGAAAGACUUGGUGCGCCGUGUAUCGCUCAACCGCCCGCCGCUCGCCAGCCGAUCGGAGACUUACAAGGAACCCCAGGCCGGUGAAGAUAUGGUCUACUAUCCUGCACCAGUGCCGAUGAUGCUGAAUCUGCCUCCGCGUCUGUCACGUAAACCGGGCGCAGAGCGCGAGAAGCGUCGCACACAGCUCCUAGGCUCAAUACCUACAGAGAACCGCAAAUCGGCGCCAUGGAUGUCACAACAAGACACGGAUGGCAACGCCCCCCUCAGGCGAGAUAAAGAGGUGGCAGCUCUACCGCCACAGCUGCGUGCCAGUGUUUUCUUUGAGCAGCCUUCCAUACCUCUCAAUCUCGAACUCACCCAGGCUUCCGCUGUAGCCACCUUGGACAGUAUACUUGAUGCUUCAACGCAUGCCCCUGUAAGCGCAUUUACUGACCACCCUAUCGCUGGCGCGUCGGGGCAUGCGAAGCUCACGCGCAAGCCCUCCGCCGGAGGAUUGCUCGAUCUCUCCAAGAAGCGAGCCUCCCGCAGCACUUUGGGGUUUGACCGCCGCUUGUCCGAUCCAGAGCUGGAACAACGACCAGUGACCUCCGAUCGCUUUUAUAAGCAAACGGAAGCUGAGGCGGCGGAUAUCCACGAAGGUACCUUGCUACGUGAGGAUGAGUAUGGCGCACCUGGCGGCGCGGAUAUGGUUCAUGGUGAAGAAGAUCUGCCAAAUCCCAUCGAGCCGGAGGUGGAGUUUACCGGACCACCAAAUACCCUUAUGGCUGAACUGGAGAUGCGAAAGAACGAACUCAAACAGCGGCAAAAAGCCGUGGCGGGUCCUUUUGGGCUCCAGUCAACGCUUCUCCAGAUGGACGCCGUCGCUCAGAAGCAAAGCGAGCAUCGGCGACAAAGGCCAGUCACGCUAGCAUGGGAAAGUACAGAUGCUCACAAAGUAGACGAGGGAGACGACGAUGAUGUCCCGCUGGGUAUGCUAUUCCCAGAAAAGGCUCCCGCGACCGACGAAGCGCGUCCCUUGGGUCUUAUGGAGAAGAGAGCCAUGGAGGAGUCGGAACCUCUCAGUCGGCGUCGAGCCCGCCUUCGGGGAGAGCCCCAACCGCACACUCUGGAGAGGCGCACCAACACGAUGUAUGCGGCUACGGUGCCAGAUGUCGUGGCUGCAGCUGAGGACAGCGGCGAUGAGGAGGAAACCCUAGCUCAACGUCUCCAGCGACUCAAGUCCAAAGACCAGGCUCCGUCCACUGUGGCAGACAGUGAGUUCGCAAGUGAAAUCCUCGCGGAGAUCAACAAUGUCGGAGCCGACGGUGAAAAGGGCAAGGCUGACGAGAUCCCGCCGGAGGAUGAGACGUUAGCGCAACGACGAGCUCGCCUGCAGCGUGAGGCUGAAGCUGAAGCUCUGAAGAACUCGACCUUGAAGAUUCCACGGUACCGGAGAAGUAUGGCUGAUAUUCUUCAUGCGCGCCGUCCCUCCGCCGUGCCGCGGCCGCCCGCCAAGGAUGCUGCUGUACCCCAAGGAGCAGCGCAGCAGUACUCACAUGAUCCCCGGCUGUCGUUGCGACAAAUGCCCACGUAUCCGGGCCCCCAGGCAGGAUAUGCAGCCGCGAGAGCUGCUCCGUAUGUCUCAGGGGUGGUGCAUCCGAAUACGUUCUACAGCGAUGCUAUCUUAGGGGCCAACCAUCUCACUUACGCACCUGGUAAGCAUGCAACCAAGACGACGAUGAGGCCGAUCAUUCACCCCGGUCAACGGGAGAUCAUAGAUCGGUGGAGGCAGAGCAUCGUAUAGGUGACAGUUUCGUUUGCUUGUGCAUCUUUGCCAUUUGUCGGCUCAUCUGCCUUUGCCAGCCUCUCUCAGCUGGAUCUCGGGGCGGGAGGCAUGUUACGGCACUGUGCCGAUCUCUUUCGCGUUAUUAGCCGUGCUCUGCCUGACUUUCUUUCCUUUUUUGCCUUCUUUUCUUUGAACUGUUUGGCUCUUCAGUAUUUGUGGUGAUAUCCUCUCUACAUUAGCGGGUUUUUUGUUUUGUGUAUGAUACCGUCCGAAUACCACCGUCCACAUUCUUCCCA
Molecule: messenger RNA, 3319 nt
Organism: Aspergillus saccharolyticus JOP 1030-1
Lineage: Eukaryota; Fungi; Ascomycota; Eurotiomycetes; Eurotiales; Aspergillaceae
Exons: 1
Coding region: 348-3041 (897 amino acids)
Source: RefSeq, a predicted model, not a curated record